AUGCAAUUGGUUGCUGCUUCCGUGUUGGCUCUGGCAUCGGGAGUUUUCGCGCAAAAUGUCGUCCAGUUCAAUGUCUCGAGAGGCGUGCCAGGAGUGCACUUGGGUUCCAUACCCGUGCUGGGCAAAAGGGCCGCCACCCAUUCGGAACGGCUGAUCAACUUCAUGGCAGGCGGAGGGUACUAUGCGCGCGUCAGUCUUGGGACACCACCGCAGGUCAUUACCAUGCUGCUGGACACGGGCAGCAGCGACGCUUGGGUCCUGAGCCACAAAGCCGACCUCUGCAUUGAUGACGAUCUCCAACAAGAGACUCAGUUAAUAUGCGUCGACACGUUCAACCCCAGCAAAUCCUCCACCCACAAGGUGAUCGACCCCCGAGGCUUUCAAAUCAAGUAUCUUGACGGUGGCAUAGCCUCCGGGGGCUGGAUGCAAGACGAUUUUACCAUUGGUGGCACGACGAUCAAAUCCCUCCAGCUAGCCUAUGUGACCAAAGCCAAACGCAACACAGGAAUCCUUGGGUUAGGUUUCGCCGCCAGCGAGAAAGCUGCAACCAAAUACCCCAACAUCAUCGACCAGCUCGCCAACCAGAACCUCAUCUCGUCCAAGGCCUUCUCCCUCUACCUCAACGAUCGCCGCACCGACGCGGGCUCCAUCCUCUUUGGCGGUAUCGAUACGGACAAGUUCAUCGGCCCCCUCCAAAUCAUCCCCUUGCUGGCCACAAACGGGACGUACACCUCCUUCGAGAUCGACUUCUCCUCGUUAGCAGUCACCCUGCCCAACUCCACCACUCUCGACAUGAAAACCUCCAUGCUCGCCCACGCCGCCCCAGCAGUCCUCGACUCGGGCACCACACUCUCAUACCUCCCGGACGACAUGGUCGAUAUCCUCAUCGGAAACCUGGACACGUUUUUCGACCCAGAACUAGACAUGCUCCUCAUCAACUGCGCCUACCUCACCUCUUCCUCCCCUUCCCUCUCCUUCCAAUUCUACUUUCUCAACUCCACAGCCUCAAUCCGCGUCCCGGUGUGGGAAAUGGUCCUCGACGUCUUGUCGCCAUCUUACGUCCCCCCAGAUGACGCCCCCUUCAAAAACGCCUGCCUAUUCGGUAUCCAAUCCACCGAAAUCUUUGAGACGACCGGCACGGUCAAGCAACCUAACUUCACCCUCCUGGGCGACACUUUCCUCCGAUCAGCAUACGUGGUUUUUGACCUGGGGAAUUACGAAGUGGGCAUGGGGCAGGCGAACUUGAAUUCGAGCAGCUCGAGGAUCAUUGAGCUGAAGGAAGGGGAAGGCAAGAAUGCCACGGAGACGGAGACUGCGACGAAAACAAAGGGGUUGCCCGAGGUGACGGGGGUGUUGGCGCAGCAGACUACUUUUACACCUACUACGGGGCCGGUCAUGACGUUGGUUACUACCAAGAAUAAUGCCGCCGUCAAACUUGGGAUGACGGGAGUGGGAGAGAUGAUGGGGGUUGUGGGAAUCACGAGUUUGAUGGCGGUUUUGGGGGGAGUGUUUAUGGCGCUUUGA
This is a messenger RNA of Podospora anserina S mat+, 1524 nucleotides long. RefSeq lists its product as uncharacterized. The record is from RefSeq and is a predicted model, not a curated record. The transcript has a single exon. The coding region runs from base 1 to 1524 and encodes 507 amino acids. Lineage: Eukaryota; Fungi; Ascomycota; Sordariomycetes; Sordariales; Podosporaceae. Gene Ontology annotation, biological process: proteolysis. Gene Ontology annotation, molecular function: aspartic-type endopeptidase activity.